AUGGCUGUACCUAGUUUCCAAGAUGUUCCUGAUCUUACUGGAACCUGGGUAUUGAACCGAAAGCUGUCAACCGAUCCAGAUGACGUUUUCGUCUUGCAAGGCGUACCUUGGGUUGUCCGAAAGGUCUUGCGACAUGCCCGGCUUUCGUUACAAAUCAGCCAGACCACUUCUCUAUCCGCUAAAGAUGGCCCAUGCAUAGAGGGAGACUCCAAUGAAGGUUCUGAUCUGGCCACCGAUGUGAAACCAGUCACAAGCCUACGUAUGAUACAAACUGUCAAUCCAGGGGGAUUUGACAGCGAAGGGAGUUAUUCAGUCGAUGGAACCCCACAGGAUGUCUCGCUGCCUAUUUUCGGAGAUAUUGAGAUGCAGCUUCAAUUUGUGAACAUAUCUGCUAUACUGGAAGACACCAUCCGUCAGGUUCUAGAAGUGGCUAGCCUGAGUGGCAAGGUGAUUCAAGAAUUAGCCCAGAAUCCAUCAAAGGGAUGGGAAGCGGAAGUGAUUUGGGGAUUUGAAGAGCUCGAUGGAAAGAGAUAUUUGACGCGAAAUAUUAGCACGACAAAGGAGGAGAAGAAGGUUAUCGCUAAGAUGGUUUACGAUGGUCCAAAUUAG
Penicillium hordei is the source of this 609-nucleotide messenger RNA. RefSeq lists its product as uncharacterized. The coding region runs from base 1 to 609 and encodes 202 amino acids. NCBI's taxonomy places the organism in Eukaryota, Fungi, Ascomycota, Eurotiomycetes, Eurotiales, Aspergillaceae. The record is from RefSeq and is a predicted model, not a curated record. The transcript is spliced from 3 exons.